UUUUAUGAAGGAACACCGGUUUCAAAAAUAAAGAGGGGGGUCCUCUCCCGGGAAAAUUUGGAUUUCUAGGUGAAAUUUGGUGCUAUUUAAGAAGUUUUUGUAUCUAAUUAUUGAAUAUACUGCUGGUAGAAAAAAGAAUACUUUUUAGUACGGUACUAAAUUUUGUUUUAGACAAGAAUCAAACAAAGAUACCUUUAUCAAACCCAGGGUCUCGUCCGCUCAAAAUCAGUAUUAUUUUAAUACCAUGAGACUCAUAGCAUGCAUUAAAGUCCACAUUCUGUGCAACUUAAAUCACUGACAAUGAUGAUUUGCUUUUUACUUUUCACACACACAAAUUAAGUUCACUCUACGAGUAAAAAAAAAGGGUAUAAAAUUCACACCUAUAAUGUCUAGCUAAAACUGCAGAAAUACAGUCCAAAAUUAUGCAAAAUUGAGAUAAACGUAGCGCACAAACAAUUCUUAGUUUUUAUAUAACACAAACUUAAUUUGUAAAAAAAUUAAAGUACCUAAUUCACGGUAGCAGACUACAAUUAUAAUACUUACACCGUAAUGUAUACCCUGACGUGAAAACAUCUCACAAAGUUUGGUAGAUUGAGCGCUGCCCAUAGAACAUUGUACCUAUUUUGCUGGGACUGGGAAUGUUUUUACUUUUUCCAUUCUAGAUUAUUUCUUCAAAUUUUCGGAGGGGGUUUAAACCCCCCAUCCCCCACCCCUGGGUGCGCCACUGGACUAUAUAUAUAUAAUAUAUAUACACACACACACACACACACACACACACACACACACACACACACACAUACUAGCUGCCCAACCCGACUUCGCACGGUUGUAUUAAUGGGGAAAAAAGGAGACCAAAUCUCUUAUUUACAGUUAUAAUAAAUAAAAUAAAAUGAAAAUUAAUUAAUUUUGACAAAAACUUAAUACAAUGCUUUGUAAUGUACCGAAGAAAAAACUAAUAGCACCGAUGGUUUCCCGACUCUCGAGCACGCAACGUUGUCAUGGAGACGAAGUACCCACUGUUUCCCGGGCUUAAACACCAAUCAACAUUGAUAAUCAGUUUAUUAUUAAUUAUAAAUUAUUAAGACCAUUAAUCGAAAUAAAAACUAUCCUAUCUCUCAAGUUGGAAAAAAAUUACACAUAAAUGCCAAUUUUCAUCAAAAUCGGUUGACUUGGUGAAGAGUUCACUGGAAACAAACAUCAGGACACUGGAUUUAUAUAUAUUAAGAUAUAAAUAUAAAGAAUAUAAGAUAUAUUUUUAAUAUGAUUUCAGUUGGAAUUUUAGUGGUAAUGGAAUGGUCGACAUUUGGGUCAUUAGAGAUGAUGUGAAGUGAAGUGACGUGAAUGGAACGUGGUGGGGGAGAUUGGAGCCGCCUGAGAAAACCCACUGGCACACAGCAACAUCCACCACGUUUCGUACUUGAGGAAACCUCGGGUUUGCCCUUCACCUGUAUUGGAACUUGCACUGCCUUUGUGACAAGCGAGGUGAUCUGAUCACUCAACCACCAUGGUCCUAAUUUUAGUGGUGUAGCAUUAAAAUGUAAUCUCUCUUUGACACAAGUGCAAACACAUCUUGAGCUACUGAAGCAUCCAACAAACUCUUUCCUAAGAAUCUUUACCACGUGAGUUUUCUUUGUUGAAAAAUAAGUCUGUGCGUGGAGUCCUCACGGGACAGAAGUAAAACAUAUUGUUUAUUAGAGAUGGAUAGAGAUAAAACAUUAGUAUUUUUUAUUGAAAAGAGAUAAUAAUUGAGAAUUGUAAGGAUGCGAGUAUGAUCUCAAAUGAAAUAAAAAUACUUCACUACCACAGAGCCCACUAUAAACUUUGAAGUCUCAUUGCUUUAAGCUUCUGUGUAAAACCAUACGACACUUUUAGAAUGUGCAACAACAUUUGUUUUUUUUGAUAAUAUUUAACACUUUUCGCGUAAUUUGUAAUUAAAAAUUCCCCACAAAACGUUUCCUUAAAGUUUUGCUACAAAACAGGCAUGGUAGCAUGGCAAGUGUGUAGCUACCCCUUUCAAAACUUUUGUACUAUCAUGCUAUUUCAAAUUAUUAUCAAAUAACAUGUUUUAUUCAUUUUGAUAGUUUUUACAACUCAAAAUAUUUUAAUUGUUUAGAGCUUGAUACUUACCGUGAAAUAUUUUUGUGCCAAGACUGAUCAAAGUAACUUUUUUCAUACCCUUGUUGUUUGAAGCCACAUUUUUUUAUAAGCACAGAGUUUUUUUUAAUACACCAGCCUCGUUCUCAUUGAUUGAGUCAAGUGCGGAAUGAAAUAUUUUCUCAAGUCAAUGCCCGUAACAAAAUCGCUGAUCCAGUCAUGAGAAAAAAAAAAUAUGUUGGAACCCAGAGGACCCCCGAAAUUUUCUCACGAUAUUUCACCACCUUUAGAGAUGGACUUCGGGAUGAUACUUCAAAUUUACUUUUUUUGUGGAAAAAAAAGUUUUGCCUGAGUAGGUUCACGUCUAAAAAAAAGUUCUUCCCCCACUCCUUCAAAAAACUAACUUGUGAAAUAUUUUUGCGAGUUACCCGAUAAAGCACCAUGCUGGUUGGAAAGAAAAUAUGCAUGAAUAUAUAAAAGGCAUUGCUUCUCUUUGUCUACAGAGAGAGUACAAGAAUAUACACAGGCUCCCUGUUAUGUAGUCUGUCAUAUAGGAAUAAUUUACAAGUAACUACAUGUAUGGUGUGUUGUGUAGCACACUGAACACAAUGACAAUUCGUCAAGAUACACAAGUAACCACAGGUAUGGUGUUAUGUGAGGCAUACUGUACACGAUUCAUCAAGAUACACAACUAACCGCACGUAUGGCGUUUUGUGUAGCAUACUGUACACGCGAUCAAUUAUAUGUCAUUCCACAUAAAAUUAGGAUCAAAUUCUCUCCCAUCGGGCACACAGCAGUUGAUGAAUAAAACAUUGAAUCAAGUCCAAUGGGUACUCUCUUCCUACUAUCUAAAGGACAUAUUUGAUUUGAUAGAACAUAUAGAGAACUAGAAGUGGAAGGAAGGCGGAGGAGCAGAGGGGGCAAAAUAUUUGGGGCCCGGUCACCAGAGGGGAAAGGGGUUGAGUUCAGACUUCUUUAAUGCUUCGACUUUCCCUGAUAUGACGAAUAUUACAAGUCUAUUGCAAAUCGGGGGGCACGGCAGUGCCCCCGCCAAGUCGAGCGCGAAGCAAACACUGCCGUACCAUCCUUUACUGGAACCAUUUCGCCGCAUUUUCAGGCCCCUAUUUGAGAACCUCUGGAUAAGACCAGAACGCAGAUAUUUUCGUCAUCCAGUAAGCUAUAAAAUCUCAUACUUAAAAUAAAAUUUCAAGUCUGUAGGUCAUUUAGUUCCGAAGUUAAGCGAAAGCAAAGUUUCGCAUUUAUGACACUCACUCACUCAUGAUCAUCAGAAUAGAACUAGUACUUACCAUAAACUCAGAGAGCUGAAAUUUGGUACAGAGUUAGGGUUUAAUGGCCAAAUAAAGGGAAAACUAUAAAAACGAGGAUAAUCGAAGAUCUGGAGUACCUGGUGAUCCUUAUUUGAAAACACAAGAGCCCAACCAAACUAUUAAAGAUCGACAGACCGCCUUUACAAAAAAUAUUCAACUUUGUUUGCCUCUUCAUUUGAAGUCAAAAAUCGAAGGUCUGAAGUAUAUGAUGAAGAACCCUCAGCUUGUCUCAGCUGUAUUAGAGAUAUGGUAAUGCCCCCUUCUACUAUUGGUAAAUAAAAAAAUCGACUGUCAUUGCAAAAAUCCAGCGUAGUGGGACACAUCUUCUAAUUUAAUCUAGCCUAAUGCUUCCCACUGCUGAGCGAAUGCCUCCCCUUCUGCUUUUAAUACACAUAUAAAUAAAAUUAAAGGAAAACUGUGGAUAAGACUAGACUGGCUUUUAUACUUAUACUUACAAGUUUACAAGAAGAAAUUGUCGAACGAUUAACUUUAUUCUACUCGAACAUUACACAAAUCACACUAAAUUAUUAAAUAAUUUCGCUCAAAAUUUGGUCAAAAUAUAAGUAAUUGGACUAAGAGUGGCGGUGAUACCCGCACACAUCGCUAGAUCACGCUGACUGUAUUUUAAAACGCGCUUACGUUUGUUUUUCCGAUAACCUUAUAUUGCGAAGUGGCAACCGGCCGCGUUACAGUCGUUUACGACAUUCUUCUACUGCGCUUGAAAACGUUUGCUAGGGAUUAGGAGGGAUUAUUUGCAUUUCGUUGAUUUCGCUUAUUAUUUCGUGAGGUUUAGGCGUAAAUACCGCGCCGAUCUUUCAGAAAUUAAACCGUCUAAACCGUCUAAAAGAAUAAAUAAUGAACGCGAAUGGGCAAUACGAAAAACUGUUGCUACUGUACAAGGAUCAGAACCGGAAAGAAGAAAAGAAAGAUUUGUAAUAAUAAAAAAAUUCUCUUAAAAAGAAAAAAAUGUGUCAAAUAAGCAAAUCUAAUAAAAUAAAUCAAUAUGCCCACGUUUCUACAAAAAGAAGUGAAAUCCCACCAAAAACAUUCUGUAAAAAAAAUAGCCAAGUCUCGAUGGAGCUGCUUGUUUAUCUCUAAAAAGUAAUGAAAUCUAGACAAAGUCGUGCCAAGUCUAAGGUUCCUUACUGCGAUAUUUUUAUUAUUAUAGUUAAUGUUGUGUGACUUGGCCGUUGAAGGGUACACAAGGGUACAAAACCAGGUGCUCCAUGACACAAUUGCACCAAUCUGUCGCCAGAACCGCUACCCAUUGACGAUGGAAAAUUGCCACUUGGAAAACGUUGAUUUAAUAACCAGUCAAUUGUAGGCUUGAUAAAGCUGCGUAUUUCAAUAAUACUUAUGUGUAGGCGAGCCUGAAACAAACAGUAUAAAAAAUUAUUUCCAGUACAGACGGACUUCUAAUCAUUGAUAGAAGUCCGUCUGUACGUCUAUUUUAUGUUAGAUCGGUGGUCGAUUUGACGCUCCAAAAAGAAGAGAGCAGAAGUCAGCAUUGUCAAAGCUGAAUGCAUGUGUUACACAAUCAACAGCCUAAAAUGAUACACUAGCGUCCAAUUACCAAUACCAGUAUGGGAUAUUAUCUCGCUUAACAAACAGAUAUAACAUUACGUGUAAACAAAAUUGACUUGUACCCACUAACGUAUAAAGAUUGUUCAACGGCCAAGUCACACAACAUUAACUAUAAUAAUAAAAAAAUCGCAGUAAGGAACCUUAGACUUGGCACGACUUUGUCUAUAUUUCAUUACUUUUUAGAGAUAAACAGGCAGCUCCAUCGAGACUUGGCUAAUUUUUUUACAGAAUGUUUUUGGUGGGAUAGAAUUUACUGGAAACCUUGCAAGUAAAGAUAUACACAUAUCACGCUUACAGUUAUGGCUAGAGUAACAGUUGAAGAAUUUUUACUUUUUUUUUGUGGUCUGAAUAGUUUUACACUAAAUAAUUGGGAUGGGUCCCGACAAAAUUAUUUUCCCCCGAGACUUUGGUUUAUUUCUCUCUCGAUGGGCCUGAAAAGUGGAGUUAAGUAUGUUUUUGAUAUUACUUUAUAGUAAUCAAUACAAUUAUUUUAUCUUAUAAAAAUACUUUACGAAAAUUUUUCCAUGGCUUAGUUAAAACAAUUACACAGAACAGUUAUAUUUUAAGACGAGUAGUUUUUAAUGUAGUUUAAGAAGGUAGACGUGUUUUACCUAAACUUCAAUGUAUGCAGAUUUGCGUGUUUUUGGAUAUUGUGUGAUUAAUGACGUAUUUUAUGUUCUUGCGUGUUCGACUCCGUGUGAUGUCUACGCGACAAAAUAAACAAAUAAAAUGAUAACUUUUAUAUACCGGCAUUGACCAGCCAACCAAAAGCUCGCAGUGGAAUAUUGAUCAAGUUCCGGUAACGUGACCUUUUUUUUUUUUAAAUGAAAGCUUUAUGGCUAUUAUUCCCUCCCUGCACUAUCACCACCAUCGUGAUACAAUAAAGUCCAUUACGUACUCCCCCCCGGAAGACUCAUGCGGGAUGGGAGGUUAGGGCUGUAAGUAUCCCGAGGGGCAGGUCGUGUGCGGAGGGCACAGAACAUCGAGGUCGUCGGCCCGGGCACAAUCUGCCAAUCAACGGACGAGGGCGGACCCGACGGUUGCGCGGCCAAUCAGAGGUUUCGGCGUCGGAGAGGACCAAAUAGUCGGUCAAACUAAGUUUCUGUUCAUUUCGGUGACUAAAGUUAGAGUGGUACGUGAAAUACGUCUGAUCAAUAGAGACCGGAAAAAUUCGCGGAUUCAUUUCACGACGGCCUGAAAUUCACAUAGUUAUACCUAAGUGCUGGCUCUGCUAUUGGCUCACAACUCACCUGGACGACUCUGGGCCAGUGAGAAACACUCAACGGAAACUGUGUCGAAUCACAGGCCGCUGCAUUGGGAAACCUUCGCCAGACAGCAGACAAUGAGUGGGUGGCAUUUGACCGAGUGUAGGUAGAACUAUAAAGUUCAUCCUAGAGAUCAUUGAACCGGCGAAUAUUUUCCCGGUCCCUACGUGAUCAACGAAGACAGCUGAGGAGCGAAGUGUCCGGCUCGGAUGGUUGGUUGCUGGUGGUUGGUCGCCAGUGUCGCGGAAGGGGACCGCGGGCAUGCGCGGGGUCGUCGCGGCUCUGGCGGCGUGCGCCUCGCUGCUGGGGCUGGCAGCUCCGGUCAGAGGGGGCGACGACGCGGCGCGCCUGGUCGCCGACGUGAGGCGACACCUCGGCUCCAGCUGCGUGUUCCUGCCGCGAGGCCGCGCCUCGCGACCACCAGUUUAUGAAGAACGCCUCGCAGCUGAGACCAUGAAGCUGUUGCCAACGAAUGCUUCGCUGUACUUUGAAAGCACAGAAAGCAUGUUGGAAAAGAAGAAUUUUCAACACUGCUUGAACACAAGUCCUUUGCAAGUCCUCGUCCCAAGAAGCAACGCUUAUGUUGAUAUAAUGAAACAACUGGCGACCUCGUACCUGUGGAGGUCCUCGGUGUGGCUGGUGGUGCUGGCCCGGGGCGAGACCGCGGGGGACCUCGUCCGGCCGGUGUGCGGCCUGUCCGUCGGCCUCGUGGUCGUCGCAGAGCUGUCGCCGCAGCAGGCGCGCCUGUCCAAGGUGGUCUGUCCCGGGACUCCGAGCGGAAGCACGCCGUUUCGGGACAGUCCUGAGGCGCGCCUCGAGUCGCUGGGACGAUGGAGCCGCCUCUCCGGGCUGAGCUCCACGGGGGAGUACGAGGCCGCCGCCGCCAACCCGCUCAGGGGAUCUCACCUCAGGGUCGCCGUGCUGGAGGUACCAAGAAUCACCGAAAUGUAUGACAAUCAAACGCGUGUUGGAGGAAUAUUUGGAAAGAUUUGGGAAGCUUUUGGAAGAGACAUGAACUUCACGAGCGAGUACGUGACGGUACCCGAUGGCGCCUAUGGCCAGCGGAAACCAGACGGCAGCUGGAACGGCGUUGUCGGCAUGGUGAUGAGAAGGGAGGUGGAUGUCGGUCUGGCGCCUCUCACCAUGACAAAGUCUCGAGCCGAAGUCGUCGACUUUGCCAUCCCGCUGCUGAUGUCCAACUACAUGAUCUUCAUCCGCAAGCCGAGCACGACGCAGAUAAACUGGAAGAGCUUCAUGAAGCCGUUCAGCUGGGAGCUGUGGCUGACUGUAGCGGUGCUGGUGGCGGCCGUUGGCGCGACCAACACGGUCGCCCUCGCACUCAUCCGCCACCACGUCGGGCCAGCCACCGAGGAGCGCUGCUCGACGGCCGACAACUUGUUCUACGCCUUCACCAUCUUGUACUGCUAUCAAGCACUGGACAAGUUGCCCAACUCGUUGUCCUGCAGAACCGUGUACAUCCUGACUUUCCUGACGGCUGUGGUGCUGUCGGAGGCGUAUUCUGGGAAACUGAUCUCCUUCAUUGCGGUCAAGAAGACUUACUUGCCAUUCACAUCACUGGAAGGCAUCUACAAAGAUGGCACUUUUAAAUUUGGCGUGGUGGCGUCUACUGCUGAAGCUGACUUAUUCAAGCACUCCAAGGAGGACUCCCUGAGGAAGGUGUACCGGCAACUGAUGGCCCCGGACCCUCGCAACUACGUGCCGGACGAGCUCCGCGGACUGCAGAGGGCCUGCGACAUGGACUACGCCUUCCUCAGCUCCUACGAGGAGACGGUCAGCUUCGUGCGCGAGGUCAGCUGCAGCGUGGUGACCCUCCCUGAGAUCUUCUUCAAGUCAGCUCUGGCAAUCGCCCUGCCUAGGGGCAGUCCGUACAUCAGCACCUUCAACGCCAAGAUAACCGCCGCGAUGUCCUCGGGCGUGGUGUCGCGGCUGUACCGGGGCGCCUGGCCGCGCGAGGAGGAGCUCCCCUCGGGCGACACGGAGCCCGUCGAGCUGGGCAGCGUGGUGCCGCUGCUCAACAUCCUGGUGGCGGGCGCGGCGGCGUCCCUCGUGCUGCUGGCGGCGGAGGCGGCGUCCAGGCCGUGCCGGCGCCUCUGCGACGGCCAGCUGGGGGCGGCGUCCGACACCUUGCACCUGGUCCGCUGCAGCCCGCGGCCGCCGACCUUCCGCCGGGGGUUCUCCCUGGCCAGGAGGCACAGCUUCUAGCUUCUCCCCUCUCUCCACCCCCUCGCUCGACCCCGAAGUUUCCGUCACACUUAACGUCUCUUUCUUUUGCGAAUAGUGACUGUACAUCUCGAUAUGAACAAUGUUUGCAACGCUUUCACGGCCAUUGUCUCGAGUAUUGCUUGGCUUCUGGGUUGUAGCCGCGUCCUAGGCGAAUAUAGUUCACCGACGUUUCGGUCGAUAAUUGCAGCCGCCGCCAUCAUCAUCAUCAGGCAACUGCUCCCUGACGAUGGCGACUGCAAAGUCGACCGAAACGUUGGUGAAUUAUUUCCCGAUGACCGCGGCUACUACCCGGAAGCCAAGCUACUUAAAAUUUUGAUAUAAUUGUAAAUUUUGAUUUUUUAAUAUGAUAUACUUAACCAUAGGCGUGCCUACAAGGGGGGGGGGGGCAGGUGGGCCAUGGCCCCCC
Molecule: messenger RNA, 8921 nt
Organism: Bacillus rossius redtenbacheri
Lineage: Eukaryota; Metazoa; Arthropoda; Insecta; Phasmatodea; Bacillidae
Product: probable glutamate receptor
Exons: 10
Coding region: 6533-8494 (653 amino acids)
Cellular component (GO): membrane
Molecular function (GO): ligand-gated monoatomic ion channel activity
Source: RefSeq, a predicted model, not a curated record